This is a messenger RNA of Pieris macdunnoughi, 1236 nucleotides long. The record is from the annotation of a GenBank genome assembly. Lineage: Eukaryota; Metazoa; Arthropoda; Insecta; Lepidoptera; Pieridae.
AUGUUUGGAAUACUGUGUGUUCUCGCGUGUUUUAAUUUAGUUCUAAGUGAUCCUCUAAACACCUACUGCUGUUUGGAAGAAGAUGGUAUUUUGGACGAAAAUGAAGCAUUCUGUGUAAAUCCAGUCAAUGAGAGUAAAAAGGCUAUACGGUUGAAUUGUAACAUAACCGCAAGAUUAUUUGAAGCGGAUUACAACUUUACAGUGAACAAUGAUGAAUCGGCUACCUUAUUGAUUGAAGAUCAAUCUUUCUUACACGACGCGGGAACAUUUUGUGCCGCAAAUGAAACUACAAAUAGCACGUUAAAAUUGUUAUUAUUCUGUGUAGUAGAGGAAGAUACGACGACGAACUUAGUAUUGAGUUACUGCAUGAUAGUUUCGGCAAUUUUUCUUGCCUUGACCGCUAUAAUUUACUGCGCAUUACCGAUCCUAAGAGAUCUACAAGGCAAAAGCAUAAUUUGUUUCUGCGUGAGCUUAUCGCUGGGGCUAAUUAUUUUGGGUAUAAUGAAACUCACUGAAUAUUCCGAUAUGAAUUUAUGCGCAGCUCGAGGAUUCCUGAUCUAUUACUUUAUGGUAUCAAGUUUCUUCUGGAUGAAUUCUAUCUCGAUACAGAUUCUAUUUCGAAUCAAACGUCCAUCAGUGCCCGACUAUGGCUGGCGCACCUUUUCCUGGUACGCUCUUUACGCGUUUGGCACACCCGCGCUUAUCACAAUAGCUAUGGCCAUUGUCAACUUCCAUCCUGGAAAACAUCAAAAACCAGGCAUCGGUCUCAACACUUGCUGGUUUUACGAUAAAUGGCAACAAUGGUACUACAUGUAUAGUGUACUAUCAAUUCUCAUGGUACUAAAUAUAGGUAUAUUUUUCUACUUGUCAGUUUACUUGUGGAGACACACGUUCUUAUCAACACACGUCAAGGAACUGCGUUAUAAGUUCGGAAUGACAUUAAAGAUGUUUAUUAUUAUGGGUCUGCCCUGGAUAUUUGAAAUGAUUAGUACUUUCUUCGAAGCACAUAUAAUUUGGACACUCUUGGACAUAUUUAACCUCAGCCAAGGCCUCUUAAUAUUCAUCGUACUAGUCGUGCUACGUAAGCGCGUAUUAAAGGCUCUAUACAAAAGAGGCUGCCUGGAUUGUGUUUCCGGUUUAGUUGAGCGAUACCUGGCGGUCGCAGAAGACGACGAAGAAGUUGUACAACACACCAUUGACGUGCCUUUAGACGAUAAAAAACAUUACAAUAUUUGA